This is a messenger RNA of Pochonia chlamydosporia 170, 1926 nucleotides long. RefSeq lists its product as hypothetical. Bases 1 to 1926 code for a protein of 641 amino acids. The transcript has 5 exons. NCBI's taxonomy places the organism in Eukaryota, Fungi, Ascomycota, Sordariomycetes, Hypocreales, Clavicipitaceae. The record is from RefSeq and is a predicted model, not a curated record.
AUGCUCAGCACUACGACUGUCUUCAAGGAGGCACCAUGUAAAGCGGCUGCCUCUGACAGAGGCACCUGGGUAGGUAUAGCGCUGAUGGUUGCAUUCAAGUCUCCUGUGGGAUUCGAGAUAGCCGAAGUAUUUUGUUGUGUGAUCGCUGCUGGUGCUGGAGUAGUUGAGAUUGCACCGGAGGUUGUCAACAAUGAACUUGGAUCACUUGAUGUUGUUCUGCCCAUCGUAGAGGUUGAUGGCGGACCGUCCAAUUUGUCUCUCAUUCGACCAGAAGUCAUGGGGAACUCUCAAUCGUCUUCAGCCACGCAAUUCGCUCCUGUGGGAGUGCCGGCACUACCGUCCGUCAAACCCUGCUACCUGUCCGGUGACCCGGACCUGUAUGGGAUUGGUAUACGGUUUGGCUUCUAUUUCCAGUACGCUGCGGCCGUUAUUGUCAUCUUCGGGAAAUUCGAUAAACGUUUUGUCGGUUGGCUGGCGGGAUUUGUCCUCCUCGCCACCGCAACGUUCGUCAGUCUCUGUAUCAACUCCACAGCAGAUACUCUUGUCAUCAUGGACUGGUCCAUUGUGGCCGAUCAUGAGGCGAGAGAGCGAAAAUGGUUGAAUGAGAGCUACGUCCAGGAACUCAUACCAAGACGCGACGCAGUUAUCAGCAGGUAUCAGGAGGCGUUUGUCCACGCCAUAGGCAAUAUAAUCUACGCAGUACAGCUCAUCAUGAGCGAUACAAGGGCUCGACAACAAAGCGUCAAACACCUGGUAGAGCGAUUCGUAAAGGCAGCUCAACUUUACGACUCAGCCGUCACGGAACCUUCUGAUCAUCCCGCAGAAGGAGCGAGCCAUAUCCCAAGUGAUGGCGGCGGUCAGCUGAGGCUCCUCGAGCCACAGAUAGACACACUGGCUAGACAUAUACCGGAAGAACUUGAAGAUCUCCGGCGGAGAGUCAACGAAAUGGGGUUAGAAACGCAUCACCUCGAGGCUCUGGCACGGGUGUUUCCCGACACACAGCACACAACAACCGCAACGGAAGCACUUGCAGCGGUUGCCAGAGAAGAGCAGGAGACGAACCAGCUCAUUAAAUUUGCGGCUGUUACAACCAUAUAUAUAAACAAGCUUGGACUUGUCGAUAGGGCAUCCGCAGGCGUCAUCUUGAUCACAUAUGCGGGGUUCUGUUCCCUCGCACCUUGGCUAUUCUUCAUCGGCGUCGAUCGUGGGGCUAGGCAAGGCUGUGACGUCAAACUCCUUUUCUUUUUCGCUCCUAUAAGUGUGUACAACCAUGCUUUUGCCAUCUGCCUCAAGGUCAUAGGCGUCAUCGCCGUGAUCCUUUGUCUGAUUGCCUUCGUUUGCGGUGUCAUAUUCCUCGUCCUUGCGGUGGUCCAAUUAUUCGAUGACAUGGCCGAGGAGGCAGCCAAAGAAAAAGGAAUACAAGCAAUGCAAGCCACUCAGCGUGCUUCUGAUGGCCGAACUACUCAACCAGAAUGCAACACGAUGGCGGUGCUUGCCCCGCGACAUGGGGGACACCAUCUUCAGGUCCUGCUCUACGGAGCAUUGUAUAUGCAGGAGGAAUCAGUGGAGAUGACAAUUCAGGUAAAUCACCUCACAUUGCCACCUCUGUUCAACUCUACUGGUCAGCUGAUUGCACUGUUCGUCGGUGGAUUCAUGCUCUUCGUGACUCUGUACAAAGAGUUGCUCUCCGCCUUGUACAGGUUUAUUUCCUGGUACAAUGGCGGGCACUGGAUUCCUGAGCUUAGACGAGUGAGAAAAUUGGGGAAUUGGUUUCAUAGGUUCCUACGUAGUAUGCGUCUAACCCAGCCCGCCGUUGGGAUCAGUGAUGUCGAGCGGACGACAGGAGGACAGGCUCAAAUUCUUGGCAAUAGGAUUGAGGAGAUUGGUGAAGGACCUUUGCCUCUACCGGCACCUAAUCCCGUCUAA